Messenger RNA from Chelonoidis abingdonii (Abingdon island giant tortoise), 1083 nucleotides. NCBI's taxonomy places the organism in Eukaryota, Metazoa, Chordata, Testudines, Testudinidae. The record is from RefSeq and is a predicted model, not a curated record.
GUGGUAGGUUUCCCCCAAUCAGCAGCUCGAUUUAGGUCACGGACCAAUCAGAGAGGAAGCCGCUUCGGUUUAGAACCAAUGGGCACUCUGGAGCGGGGCAGUAGGGAACGGGCUGUGAGAGAAGCUCGGGCAAGAGCGCGGCUGUGGCAGCUCCGCCUUCUUUUAGUGGGUGCGCGGCCGGCUCUGUCUCCCCUCCUCUCCCCUCCCCUCCCCUCCCUGCCCUGCCCGGCCGGUCUCUGUCGCUCUUUCCCUCUCGCAGCAAUGGCGGCGGAGCAGGAGCAGCAGCAGUUCUAUCUCCUCCUGGGCAACCUGCUGAGCCCGGACAACACGGUCCGCAAACAGGCCGAGGAAACAUAUGAGACUAUCCCAGGCCAGUCCAAGAUCACAUUCCUUUUACAAGCCAUCAGGAAUGCUGCUGCUGCUGAAGAGGCUAGACAAAUGGCAGCUGUCCUUCUACGACGCUUGUUGUCCUCUGCAUUUGAGGAAGUCUAUCCAGCUCUUUCACCAGAUGUUCAAACUGCCAUCAAAAGUGAACUCCUGUUGAUUAUUCAGAUGGAAACGCAGUCUAGUAUGAGGAAAAAAAUCUGUGAUAUUGUUGCUGAGCUGGCCAGGAAUUUAAUAGAUGAGGAUGGCAAUAACCAGUGGCCAGAAGGUCUGAAGUUCUUAUUUGAUUCUGUCAGCUCUCAGAAUGUGGGACUGCGUGAGGCCGCUCUGCAUAUUUUUUGGAACUUUCCUGGGAUUUUUGGGAAUCAACAACAACACUAUUUAGAGGUCAUUAAGCGGAUGUUGGUUCAAUGUAUGCAAGAUCAGGAGCAUCCAACGGUUAGGAUGUUGUCUGCAAGGGCUGCAGCUGCAUUUGUACUUGCUAAUGAGCACAAUCUUCCUCUUCUGAAACAUUUUGCAGACUUGCUACCUGGAAUCUUGCAGGUUUUCAUUUUGUAUUUAGUUCCUCAGAUGUUAGCAAUGAUGGUUGACUUAGAAGAAGAUGAAGAUUGGGCAAAUGCAGAUGAGCUUGAAGAUGAUGAUUUUGACAGAGACAGUCCUUCCAGUUUAGAGUUUGGGCAUCUUGCUAAGGCAUUUUGA